This is a messenger RNA of Mizuhopecten yessoensis (Yesso scallop), 4470 nucleotides long. RefSeq names its product very long-chain acyl-CoA synthetase-like. The transcript has 11 exons. The record is from RefSeq and is a predicted model, not a curated record. Lineage: Eukaryota; Metazoa; Mollusca; Bivalvia; Pectinida; Pectinidae. The coding region runs from base 174 to 2066 and encodes 630 amino acids. Gene Ontology annotation, molecular function: long-chain fatty acid-CoA ligase activity; long-chain fatty acid transmembrane transporter activity.
UCUAUAUACUGACCUGUAUAAAGUGAUACAACAACAGCUAUAUGUAUAGGUAUAAAGGCAUAGCAUGGUGUUUAAGUCAGUAGUGUUAUCGCACAGGGGACAUGUUCUACGAUAAAUCUUAUCUAAAGGGGCCUUACUGAGAUAGUCGUACAACGACAUCACGACAGGUGACAAUGCCUCCUAGCCGGAAAAACGUUCUUUAUGGUGCAGCAGGAACAGUAGGUGGCGCCUUAAUCGCAUGGCGUUCCAUGUUUCCAUGGAUCGGGGACGAUUUGACCACCAUGUUAGGCCUUAAACAAAUAAGUGACAAGAUGAACCCGGAUCUAGACAACGGGGUUUAUAUCAUUGAUAAGUUUGAGGAGCACGUAAAGCAACAUCCCAAAAAAGUGUUCUUGUAUUUUGAAGAUAGAGAAUAUAGUUAUGAACUCGUCGACGCCAUGGCAAAUAAAAUCGCAAAUAUAAUUCUGUCCCUUGAUAUCUCGCCUGGCGAUACAGUAGCCGCAAUGAUACAGAACGAACCCUCGUUUGUCUGGACACUUCUUGGACUACAGAAAAUCGGUAUGGUGGAUGCCUUCAUUAACUACCAUCUAACUGCCGAGCCGCUUCUCCACUCCAUCCGGGCCAGCAAUGCCAAGGCCAUCAUCGUCGGCUCGGGAGAAGGCUUGUUAGAAUCGAUUGAAGAAAUAAGGAACAGCUUAUCAGACAACAUACCAAUGUAUGUACAAGGACGUUCAAAGUGUGAACUCCCGCCGGGAUAUCAUUCGUUGGAUGAUGCCAUGGAGAGAACACUUCCGCUUCCACUUAGUAAACACCUACGUUCACAUGUAACGCUGACGUCACCAGUAUGCUACAUAUACACAUCUGGCACAACAGGUCUGCCCAAACCAGCCAUAUGCAAUCAAGCUAAGGCGAUUGGCUCCUCGAAGAUUUGGUCUUCGUUUGGUUUCAAUGCUGUUGACGUAUCCUACGCGGUAACCCCUCUCUACCACAGUGGAGCGACUUUUCUUUGUCUGUUUAACACCAUUGCUGUCGGUUGUACCAUGGCACUACGCCGGAAGUUCUCCGCCCGCCAUUACUGGGAAGAUUGUCGCAAGUACAAAGUCACCGUGGUGCAUUACAUUGGAGAACUCUUCCGGUAUAUUCUAAAAGUUCCUGAGUCACCACUUGAUGGAGUUCACAAUAUUCGAGUUGCAAUGGGGAACGGUCUUCGAUUGGAUGUAUGGAAGACGUUUCAGGACCGUUUCAAGAUUCCUAUGAUCGUUGAACAUUUUGGGGCUACCGAGGGGACAUCAAUCACAAUUAACCUCACCAACAGAGUGGGGGCCAUCGGCAGGAUAUCACCACUGAUGCGACUGGCUUCCAAAUACAAGAUGAGUGUACCGGUGCGUGUGAUACGUUUUGAUAGGAUAACAGAGGAACCAAUCAGGGGAAAGGACGGAUACUGCAUUGACUGCGGCGCAGGCGAAAACGGUUUGAUCAUUUCUGCCGUACCGGAAACUACGACACAAUUCUACCUGGGAUCCAAGGCGAUUAAUGAGAAAAAGUUCCUCCGGGACGUAUUUGUCAAAGACGACGCCUACUUUAAUUUUGGUGACGUAGUUGCCAUUGACAAAGACUAUUAUUUGUACUUCCGGGACAGACUGGGGGACACAUUUCGUUGGAAAAGUGAAAACGUGUCUACACGUGAGGUAGCUGAAGUGUUGAGUACCCUGUCGUUUAUACAGGAUAUCAACGUGUACGGUGUAGAAGUACCGGAUAAUGAUGGGAAAGCAGGAAUGGCAGCUAUUUUGUUAAAGGAUGACGUUUCCGUAACACCGGAAAUACUGCAGCAAAUCUACCGGAAAUGCGCAAAGUCACUUCCAGGGUAUGCUCGGCCUAUAUUUCUACGGUUUCAGGCCAAUUUCGAGGUUACCCAAACAAUGAAGCAUAGAAAGGUUGACCUUGUUAAAGAGGGUUAUAACCCUGACCUCACAAGCGACCCUCUGUAUUGUGUGGAUGUAGAAAACAAAACAUUUUCACCGCUAGUUUCUUCAUCUUAUCAACAAGUUAUCAAGUCGAGGCUAUAGAGAAAAAUACUGUAAAUCGUUUUGUAUUCGUGUGAACUUUAACUUAGAUACGGUGCAGAUUUAUUGAAUUUUCCAACUCAGGUGGUGAUAUUUUGAUAUUGAGAGCAACUAGCUAUGCAAUUUCUAUUUGCAUAAGAUUGAUGUUAGCAAAUGCGUUGUUUCGUUAUAUAAUGCGAAAAUUAGUAUCCCUCAAAAAUAAAGAUAGGAUAUUUGUUAAAGGAAAAUAGUAUGAAAUAACAUAAGAAAAAACUACUCUGCGUCAAUCAUUCAAGAGCGACUACUCGUUUAGCCUUACAUGACAAAAAUACAUUCUGUUUACGUCACAUUAUACUAUGUCAGGAACGAUAACUCAGAUUAUCCUAGAGUCUAUCCUGUACAGUACAAUGAUGGCAAGAUGAUUCACGUCCCCUCUCAAAUUCUGGGAACCUAUUGAUAUUACUUCUUUUUUCAAUAAUGGUGACAUUGUACUAUCUUGCUGGGAAAUUGUCUGUAAAUUUUAUAAAAAAAAACGACUGUCGGACUCCUGAAACGUCAGAACGUUAAAUGAAAGUAUUGACAGGCAAUUUACUCCUAUAUUUUUGUCUUUCCUUUUUCACCCUAGAUAGCGACCAUACGUUGUGAUUAUCCAGGACAUUAAAGGUUUAUAACGUGAGUUGCAUUUGGUCGGGUUUGUUCAUAUUUUUGAUGAUCAUACAUACGAUGAACUUUUGUUAUUACAUCGGUUGUUGAGGGGGAGUACGUAACAGUCUAUUUCAAUUAUAAAAUGUACUAACCUUUCAAGACACUAUAUUGAUCAGUGUGCUUUUGUAAUUUGAUUUUUACAGGGGCGUAGGUGUCCUGUCAUGUAAGCAAAGAAGCAGUUCCAUACACAUACAGUAUUCAUAAAUAUUAUAUUUAAUUCAAUAUUAUUGUAUUAAUUAUGUGUAGUUCGAAACCGAAAUAGUGAUGUACCGUCUUGAUGGAAGAAAUUCUUAAAAGGGUUCCUUAAAUAAAUAAUAACUUUGUAAAAAAAGUCUUAAUUAUUAAAUGCAUCCAACACUCAAAUUUUGCUCCCAAAACCCAAUGAAGAGCACCUAAGAUCUAGAUAUCCAAUGAUCCCUGGAAAAGUAGCGGUCUCCCUAAGAUAACUAGAUCACAACGUGUGCUUGCACAUCGUUAACUGAUAAGCUAAACGUUGUUUAACAAAUAUGAUACUAUGAUAUAGUGUGUGAUUAGUUUUUUCGACUUACUCUCUAUUGAUUGGUGUAAACUUAUCACAUACCUCAACAAGAGUAGCGCAAUGGUACUUAAAACAGAUUAAACAAUUAUUAUAUUUAUUAAGUUGUAAACCUUAAUUCCUAAAAGUGUCUAUCAAAUAACAUUUUAAUACAUGAUAUAAUUUGAUAAUUAAUUUUGAUAUAUAGAGUGGCUUUUAUUGUGUGUUAGAUUUAUGCCAAUAGAAAUUCGAUGUUGCAAUACGAAGGUGAGCCUAUAAGUAUUACCUAAUGGGCGAAAUAGCGAUUGGAAUCUUAUUUAUAUAACACAUAGUAGUCAAUAUAAAAUGAUGGAGACUGAGAUGGAUAUUCGUUGUGUUGUACAUUUCCCACAUUGUCAUCGCACAUAGAAAUAAUCGAACCAUUUACGUCGUCACAAAACGAGAUAAACAUAUUUCGUCAAUAGAUCAGUACCAUACAUAUGUUUAAGCAGAUUAAAGAAAAUCAGCUCUUACAACAUACAUGUACAAUGAACCGUUUAGCUGUCAACUCAUCCCCCCUUUGUCGUUGGUAAUAAUAACAAUGAAGAAGAAUAUAAUACAUUUAACUCAAUUAAAUUAAGAAUAAAACAUGAAGUGAAAUGAAGGAAAAUGUGUACCGGACAUUGAUAGAAAAAUCACCCGAUUGUGCUAUCUGAUAUUGAUAUAUCAAUUUUGAUCUUGCCCCAUCAAAUAAAAUAAUGCGAUAACGCCAAUACACAUUUAAAAUGACGUCGUAGGCAACACAGAAGCGCGAUGAUUGUCUGGGCUGCGAUAUCCAUUAUGCGUAAUUCCACGUGAUACUUGUUACCGCUUCGAGUAUUUUCAGAUACAUCUACAUCUAGAUAUGCAUACAGGAAUAUGUCUCAUUCGUAAUAACGACAAUAUAAUCCAAUAUGGACACUGGAUCCGAAGAAACAAACGUUCGUUGGAUACGUAUUACUGCAAUGGAUAUAUACGCAAAAUAAUAAGAACAGUGCAGAGAAGGGAAUUUGGCAGAUUUUUAGGGCAAUUCACUCCCUUUUCAAGACAAUUCAGGGCACUAUGAAACCAAUACUACAACAUAAAAUACAUAAACACAAAUCAGUUAUCACUUAUGAAACAUACUGUUGUUAUCGCAAAUCCCUUCUUUAAGUAUGUAACCGAAGACAUAUUAUCGUAAAAAAACCAUCU